ACUCGCUCUUUGUCAGUCGCUUUUUCCCGUUGUCCGUUGUUAAACCGGCGUAACGGCGUUGUUGUGUUGUUGCAAGAACUGAGUGAGAUAUCUCAACUUAUUUAACGAGAGCAAUCGUCUAUUUCUUGAUACUUGGCGUUUAAAAGUUCGACUUUUUGAAGCGUGGUUACCCUCUCAAUCGACAUGUCGAAAUCAGAGGAGGAAAGUAGCCCUAUGGAAACUCCAGCUGAUACUGGCGAAAAUUCUCAAACAGAGUCUUCAUCCCGAUCAUCCCUUUCUAAAGGCAAAGAUGACUUUGACAAGAAAACGGAAGUGGACCGUAGCAAGAGGUUUGACUAUCUCUUGAAACAAACUGAGCUUUUCGGUCAUUUCAUGGCAGCUCCAGGAACCAAAGCUCCAUCAAGCCCCUUGAAACUGAAACCAGGAAGACCCCGCAAAGAAAAGAAAAUAGCAGAAGCGGGAGAUAACAGACAUAGAAAGACUGAAGAAGAAGAAGAUGAGGAAUUGAUGGAGGAAGUCAAGGCUGCUGAGAAAGCUGCCCUUGUUACACGCUUUGAUACAUCACCAUUUUACAUCAAAGGCGGUGAGAUGAGGGACUAUCAAGUUCGUGGUCUCAAUUGGAUGAUUUCAUUGUAUGAAAACGGCAUUAAUGGUAUUCUGGCUGAUGAGAUGGGUCUGGGAAAAACCCUUCAGACAAUCUCUUUGUUGGGAUACAUGAAGCACUACCGCAACAUUAAUGGACCUCACAUGGUUAUUGUACCAAAAUCAACACUUGCCAAUUGGAUGAAUGAAUUCAAAAAGUGGUGCCCCACCCUUCGUGCCGUGUGCCUCACUGGAGAUCAAGAAACAAGGGCCAAUAUCGUUCGCGAUGAAAUCAUGCCAGGUGAAUGGGAUGCAUGCGUUACCUCCUAUGAAAUCGUCAUGAAAGAACGAGCUGUAUUCAAGAAGUUCAACUGGCGAUACAUGGUUAUCGACGAAGCACAUCGUAUCAAAAACGAAAAAUCCAAACUUUCAGAAAUUGUCCGCGAGUUCAAAACAUCUAACCGUCUACUGAUCACCGGAACACCUCUUCAGAACAACUUGCACGAACUCUGGGCUCUACUUAACUUUCUUUUGCCAGACAUCUUCAACAAUUCAGAGGAUUUCGAUGAAUGGUUUAACGCCAACAACUGUCUUGGAGACGAUUCUCUGAUCCAUCGUCUGCAUGCCGUUCUACGACCUUUCCUUCUCCGUCGUCUUAAGGCCGAAGUAGAAAAACGACUGAAACCUAAGAAGGAAGUUAAAGUCUAUAUCGGCCUUAGCAAGAUGCAGCGUGAGAUGUACACCAAGAUUUUGAUGAGAGAUAUUGAUAUUGUGAAUGGUGCCGGAAAGUUGGAAAAGAUGCGUCUUCAAAAUAUUCUUAUGCAGCUUCGCAAAUGUUGUAACCAUCCUUACCUGUUUGACGGAGCUGAACCUGGGCCACCCUACACUACCGAUGAGCACAUUGUUUACAAUUGUGGCAAGAUGGUUAUCUUGGACAAACUGUUGCCUAAACUGAAAGCCCAAGGAUCUCGUGUGCUUAUUUUUAGCCAAAUGACCCGUAUGUUGGACAUCUUAGAGGAUUAUUCCCUCUGGAGAGGUUACAAUUACUGUCGUCUCGAUGGCAGCACUCCUCACGAGGAUCGACAUCGUCAAAUUGAAGAGUAUAAUGCACCAGACAGCAAGAAGUUUUUAUUUAUGCUUUCUACUCGUGCUGGAGGUUUGGGUAUUAACUUGGCCACCGCUGACGUUGUCGUACUUUUUGACUCAGAUUGGAAUCCUCAAAUGGAUCUUCAGGCUAUGGAUCGAGCCCAUCGUAUCGGUCAGCUGAAGCAGGUUAGGGUGUUUCGGUUCAUCACAGACAAUACAGUGGAAGAAAAGAUUGUUGAGAAGGCCGAAGUGAAAUUGCGUCUUGACAAAUUGGUUAUUCAACAAGGGCGAUUACUUGACAAAACCAACAGCGCCCUCAACAAAGAUGAAAUGCUCAACAUGAUCAGACACGGAGCAGAUCACGUUUUUGCCUCCAAAGACUCCGACAUCACAGACGAAGACAUAGAAUCUAUUUUAGCCAAAAGCGAAAACAGAACACAAGAAGUUGCUGAACGUCUCGAGAAACUCGGAGAAUCAUCGCUCCGUAAUUUCACUUUGGACGCCCCAACAGAGUCCGUCUACCAGUUCGAAGGCGAAGACUAUCGAGAGAAACAAAAGUCGAUUGUUGGUGCCUGGAUUGAACCGCCUAAACGUGAGCGUAAGGCCAACUAUGCCGUCGAUGCAUAUUUUAGGGAAGCUCUUCGAGUUACAGAACCCAAAGCUCCCAAGGCUCCUCGACCACCUAAACAACCCAUCGUGCAAGACUUCCAGUUUUUCCCGCCACGGCUAUUUGAGUUGCUUGAUCAAGAGAUUUAUCAUUACCGUAAAACGGUCGGCUACAAGGUUCCACGUAACCCUGAGCUGGGAGCUGAAGCUGCCAAAGUCCAACGAGAGGAACAAAGGAAGAUUGAUGAAGCCGAGCAACUAACGGACGACGAGCAGGCGGAGAAGGAAAGUCUUUUAACUCAGGGUUUUAUAUCGUGGACGAAGCGGGACUUCAACCAGUUUAUUAAAGCAAAUGAGAAAUAUGGCCGAGAUGAUGUUGAAUAUAUGACAAAAGAAGUUGAAGGUAAAACCCCAGAAGAAGUGAUGGAAUACAGUGCAAUUUUCUGGGAGCGAUGCCAUGAGCUGCAGGAUAUUGAUCGAAUCAUGGCUCAAAUUGAGCGCGGCGAAGCCAAAAUCCAACGCCGGACGUCGAUCAAGAGAGCUCUCGAUACUAAGAUGUCAAAGUAUCGAGCACCGUUCCAUCAAUUGCGCAUUGCUUAUGGAACUAACAAAGGCAAAAAUUACACUGAAGAAGAAGAUCGCUUUCUGGUUUGUAUGCUGCACCGUCUAGGGUUUGACAAAGAGAACGUGUACGAAGAGCUGCGAGCCGCUGUUAGAUCUGCUCCGCAGUUCCGCUUCGAUUGGUUCCUUAAAUCGCGCACAGCUAUGGAGUUGCAGAGGCGAUGCAAUACUCUAAUUACCUUAAUAGAAAGAGAAGUUCAAGAGUGGGAGGAAAAGGAGAAAGUAGACAAGAAGAAGCGUGGUCCGAAGACCAGCAUUGGAUCUAAAGUUGAAGCAACUCCGAAAUUAGAGGACGAUGGAGCCAAAAGUGAAGCAACGCCUACGAAGGGCUCCAAACGCAAGAGCGAAUCAGCGGUUGGUACACCGGAAACAAAAGGACGAGGAAAGAAAAAGAGAACUUGAAGUGUCAAUCUCGCUAAUAAUAUCGUAAAACAAAUUUCUGACCGACGGAACGAACAUUAUUAAAAUGAUUCUUUAAAUGAGCCAUUCCUGCUCCCUUUCUUUUAAAAUUUCUCAUGGUAUUUACCGAUUCGAUUAAUGUACGAUUUCGUGACCCAAUACACCUUAAAUCUGAAA
Molecule: messenger RNA, 3471 nt
Organism: Daphnia pulicaria
Lineage: Eukaryota; Metazoa; Arthropoda; Branchiopoda; Diplostraca; Daphniidae
Gene: Iswi
Product: chromatin-remodeling complex ATPase chain Iswi-like
Exons: 14
Coding region: 184-3297 (1037 amino acids)
Biological process (GO): regulation of transcription by RNA polymerase II; nucleosome organization
Cellular component (GO): nucleus; chromatin
Molecular function (GO): ATP hydrolysis activity; DNA binding; ATP-dependent chromatin remodeler activity
Source: RefSeq, a predicted model, not a curated record